AAUGAUUGGUGACGGUUGGUGACGGCGUAGACCCGGCUUCAACUCCUAGACCAGAUCUUAGAAGUUAAGAGUUCUGCCCAUGGGAUGCGCAGCCCCUGAGCGCUGGAGGAGCAGGGUCCAGCAGCAGGGCUGUCUGGCUCUCGGGGGUGGAGCUGAGCCGCAGUUGGCCGAGUCCUGGUCCCUUGGUUCCGCCUCCUUGUCCUAGGCCCAGCCAGCUGAGUGGGAUCCCCGCUGGCCCGGGUCCUCUUUUCCCUGACCGAGGGCUGCCAUGCUCCGUGGCGUCCGUAGCCUCCUGGGCCGCUGCAUCCCGCAGCUCCUGGAGGGGCCGGGGCUGGACUUCGCCGCAGGAACCUGCAGAGGUUGCUACAGGCACCCCAGCUUUAAGCAACCACCACCCUGAUCAGUCAGCAGCCAUCAACAUAGAGGAAAAACCUCCACCAAAACAAAAAAAACAAAACAACUCGAUGAAGGCUUAGAUGAUAGAAUUUUUGGCAAUAAAUUAUUUUAAAUUAAGGGGCACACCAGCAAGUGGUCCUGUUGCUAUGGCCACUGGAGCAAAGGAUAAUCGACAAAGCCAUAACCAGACCCAGCUUCAGGUGCCCAACCGACUGAUCCAUGAGAAGUCACCUUACUUACUACAACAUGCCUACAACCCUGUGGAUUGGUUCCCAUGGGGACAAGAAGCUUUCGACAAAGCCAAGAAUGAAAACAAACCAAUUUUUCUUUCAGUUGGCUAUUCAACUUGUCACUGGUGUCAUGUGAUGGAGGAAGAAUCAUUUCGGAAUAAGGAGAUUGGAGAGAUACUCAGCGAGGACUUUGUGAGUGUGAAGGUAGAUCGAGAAGAGCAUCCUGAUGUGGACAAAGUGUACAUGACCUUUGUACAGGCCACCAGCAGUGGUGGGGGCUGGCCCAUGAAUGUGUGGCUGACCCCUGAUCUCCAACCAUUUGUGGGGGGGACAUAUUUCCCCCCUGAGGAUGGACUAACACGUGUUGGUUUCCGAACUGUCCUUCUGAGAAUCCGUGAUCAGUGGAAACAAAACAAAGCAAUGCUAUUAGAAAAUAGUCAACGGGUCACAGCCUCCCUGUUGGCCAGGUCUGAAAUCACUGUGGGUGAUCGAGAGCUACCCCCUACUGCCUCAGCAGUCAGCAAACGGUGUUUUCAGCAGUUAGAAGAGGUCUAUGAUGAAGAGCACGGCGGUUUUGCAGAGGCCCCUAAAUUCCCCACACCUGUGAUCUUAAGCUUCCUGUUCUCCUAUUGGGCCGCUCAUCGAAUGACCUCUGAGGGUUUUCGGGCCCAGCAAAUGGCCAUGCACUCACUGAAGAUGAUGGCGAACGGGGGCAUCCGGGACCAUGUGGGACAGGGAUUUCACCGCUAUUCCACUGACCGUCAGUGGCACAUCCCUCACUUUGAGAAGAUGCUCUAUGACCAGGCCCAGCUGGCAGUAGCCUAUACACAGGCCUUUCAGGUCUCCGGAGAUGAAUUAUUUUCCGAUGUUGCCAAAGGCAUCCUACAGUAUGUAAGCCAGAACUUGAGCCACCCAUCUGGAGGCUUCUAUAGUGCAGAAGAUGCAGAUUCUGUGCCUGAGGGAGAGGUGAAGCCCAAAGAAGGAGCCUAUUACCUAUGGACUGUGAAUGAAAUCAAAGACUUACUUCCAGAACCUGUGGAAGGUGCUACCGAGCCACUGAGUCUCGGUCAACUCUUCAUGAAACAUUAUGGGGUUACAGAGACAGGCAACAUCGGAAGCACUCAGGACCCCCAAGGAGAACUGCAGGGCCAGAAUGUGCUGACAGUGAGGUACUCAAUGGACCUUACUGCUGCUCGCUUUGGCUUGGAAGCAGAGACUGUGCGGAAGCUUCUAGAUACUGGGCGUGAGAAACUCGUACAGAUCCGAAAACGUCGAUCUCGGCCCCGACUGGACAUCAAGAUGCUUGCUGCCUGGAAUGGAAUGAUGGUGUCUGGCUAUGCAAUAGCAGGGGCUGUCCUGGGCAAAGAGGAGCUGAUCAACCAGGCAAUUGAUGGGGCCAAGUUUUUGAAGAGGCACCUGUUUGAUGUCAGUAGUGGGAGACUUUUUCGGGGAUGCUACGCAACCAUUGGGGGAACUGUGGAGCAGAGUUCCUCACAGUUCUGGGGCUUUCUAGAAGACUAUGCCUUCGUGAUCCGGGGUUUGUUGGACUUGUAUGAAGCUUCUGGGGAAUCUGCGUGGCUGGAAUGGGCACUGAGGUUGCAGGAUAUGCAGGAUAAGCUCUUCUGGGACACCCAAGGCGGCGGCUAUUUCUGCAGCGAGGCUGAACUGGGAGGCAACCUCCCUCUUCGGCUUAAAGAUGAUCAGGAUGGCUCAGAGCCCAGUGCUAACUCGGUGUCUGCCCACAACCUACUGCGGAUUCAUGCUUACACUGGCCGAAGGGAUUGGAUGGACAAGUGUGUCAAACUGCUGACCGCCUUUUCUGAUAGGCUUCGGAGGGUCCCCGUGGCAUUGCCGGAGAUGGUCCGGGCCCUGUGCAUCCAACAGCAGACAAUAAAGCAGAUUGUCAUCUGCGGGAGCCCCCAGGGUCAAGACACCAAGGCUUUGAUCGACUGUGUCCAUUCAAUCUAUGUGCCCAACAAAGUACUAAUCCUCUAUGAUGGAGAGCCUUCCAGCUUCCUUGCCCGGCAGUUGCCAUUCCUGGUCAGGCUUCAAAAGGUAGACAGCCAGGCCACAGCUUACGUAUGUGAAAAUCAGGCUUAUUCCUUGCCUGUCACAGAACCUGCUGAACUCCGAAAACUAUUGCUCCUGUGACUGACUGAUCCUUGAUCGUGGGCCUCUGGGGCUCUAGGAGGAGUCUAUGAGCAUCCAGUCUAUAGAUGAACCCGGAAGGAGGGGGUAGUCAAAAGUGGGGCACUGACUCAACAGGAGCCCUGCAUCAUCUAUUAACCCAUGAUAACCUCACAGGGUCAUGGGCAAUUCUCCCUCCUGAUCCCCCCCUAUCCUGUUGACCCUCCGGUGACCCCAUGAACUCUAUGGAAUAAACCCCUGGGCCCAAACAC
Messenger RNA from Sarcophilus harrisii (Tasmanian devil), 3025 nucleotides. It is a transcript of the gene SPATA20, whose product is annotated as spermatogenesis associated 20. The transcript has 17 exons. The coding region runs from base 477 to 2777 and encodes 766 amino acids. The record is from RefSeq and is a predicted model, not a curated record. Gene Ontology annotation, biological process: carbohydrate metabolic process. NCBI's taxonomy places the organism in Eukaryota, Metazoa, Chordata, Mammalia, Dasyuromorphia, Dasyuridae.